Molecule: messenger RNA, 2463 nt
Organism: Penicillium angulare
Lineage: Eukaryota; Fungi; Ascomycota; Eurotiomycetes; Eurotiales; Aspergillaceae
Product: enoyl-CoA hydratase/isomerase family protein
Exons: 24
Coding region: 1-2463 (820 amino acids)
Biological process (GO): GMP biosynthetic process
Cellular component (GO): cytosol
Molecular function (GO): GMP synthase (glutamine-hydrolyzing) activity; ATP binding; GMP synthase activity
Source: RefSeq, a predicted model, not a curated record
AUGACUACCAGCCUCGAGGCCGAAGCGCCUCACAACAACUUCGACACUAUCCUCGUUCUCGACUUUGGCUCCCAAACAAGCCAUCUCAUCCUGCGCCGUCUUCGAUCUCUCGGUGUCUUCGCUGAGCUGCUUCCCUGCACCACCAAGAUCGCUGAUCUGUCAUGGAAGCCUAAGGGAAUUGUUUUCUCUGGAGGUCCCGCUUCUGUUUACGAUGAGGGCUCACCCCAUGUUGAUCCCGCUGUGUUUGAUCUCAAUGUGCCUAUUCUGGGUAUUUGCUAUGGUUGCCAGGAGAUCGCUUGGCGCAUUGACUCAAAGAACGUUGCCCGCGGCGAGGCACGGGAGUACGGCCACGCCGACGUCAAGGUCACCAAGGUUAACGCUCAUGCCGACCGACUCUUCGCUGGCUUGGGAGAUGAGGUUCCUGUCUUCAUGUCUCACUUCGAUAAGCUGAUUAACCUGCCUGAGGGAUUUGCCAUUAUUGCUGCCACCAAGAACUCUGAGUUCGCUGGUAUCGCUCAUACUGAGAAGCCCAUUUUUGGUGUCCAAUUCCAUCCUGAGCUCGAGCACACACCUUGCGGAACUGAUAUCCUCCGCAACUUCAGUGUCGAUAUCUGCGGUGCGCAAGCAAGCUGGAAAAUGGGCGACUUCUGCGAGCUUGAAAUCGCUCGCAUUCGUGAGCUUGUCGGUGACCGUGCGUUAGUUCUUGGCGCUGUUAGCGGUGGAGUUGAUAGCACUGUCGGAGCUGCCCUCAUGCGUGAGGCUAUUGGAGAUCGCUUCCACGCCAUCCUCAUCAACAACGGAUGCAUGCGUCUCAAUGAGUGCGAGCAGGUCAAGGCUAAUCUGGGAGAACACCUUGGCAUUAACCUCACCGUUGUCGAAGCUAGCGACUUGUUCCUGGACCGUCUUGCUGGAGUUUCCGAUCCUGAGAAGAAGCGAAAGAUCAUUGGGUCCACUUUCAUCGAUAUGUUCGAGCAGGAAGCUAUUAGAAUCGAGAAGGAGGCAGAGCACACCCCCAACAGCGGAAAGGUCGAAUGGUUCUUGCAAGGAACCUUGUACCCUGAUGUUAUCGAGUCCCUGAGCUGGCGUGGUCCGUCGGCCACCAUCAAGACUCAUCACAACGUCGGUGGUCUACCUGAGCGUAUGAUGAAUGGCCAAGGUUUGCGUCUUAUCGAGCCCCUUAGACUCUUGUUCAAGGAUGAAGUCAGGGCAAUUGGCCGUAAACUCGGCAUUCACGAGUCUCUCGUAAACCGACACCCCUUCCCCGGUCCUGGUAUUGCCAUUCGCAUUCUCGGCGACGUCACCAAAGAGCGAGUAGAGAUCGCUCGUCAGGCUGAUAACAUCUUCAUCACCAAGAUCAAGGAGGCCGGUCUUUACGAUCAGAUCUCUCAAGCCUUUGCUGGCCUUGAUACUAACCGUAGCGUUGGUGUUUUCGGUGACCAGCGUGUUUGGGGUUACAUCAUUAUCCUCCGUGCUGUCCGUACCAGUGACUUCAUGAGCGCGGAGGUGUUCAACUUUGACAACUCUUUCCUCGCUGAUGUUUCACGCACUAUUUGCAACCAGGUCGAGGGCGUGGCCCGUGUUGUCUAUGAUUUGACCUCCAAGCCACCCGCUAGAGCCGCCCAUUCCUCCAUCACAACCCGGGUAUCUAUCAUGACUACCCUCUUCACGGUCCCGAUCACCUCCACUGGGGGCUCUAUCGUGUGCACCAACCCAGCCCCAGACCAGCAAACAAUCUAUCUUUUGACGUUCACAUCACCCCCAGAUAACCGGCUGACCCCAACAUUCAUUGAUGCCUUCAUUCUCGCUCUCGACAUUAUCGAGCAUCGCUACCCCAAGGGUGUUGUGGUUACAACGAGCGGAAUCCCCAAGUUCUACAGUAACGGAUUGGAUCUUGACGUUGUGGCGAGCACUGAAGGAUUCUGCGAAAAAUGGCUAUGGCGACUUUUCCGCCGACUUUUGACAUACCCCAUGCCAACUGUGUGCCUGCUGAAUGGACACGCAUUUGCGGGCGGAUUCAUGCUAGCCAUGUAUCAUGAUUACCGCAUUCAGAACCCGACGAAAGGCUUCCUAUGUGUAAAUGAGUUGGAGUUCGGUGUGCCACUCCAAACACCUAUGAUGUCUAUUUUCAGGGAGAAGUUGGUUCCUACCACUUUCCGGAAUGUGGUGCUUGAGGCGCGCCGCUUUGGAGCGAAGGAUGCUUUGCCGGCGGGGAUUAUUGAUGGGGUCGGUGGUUUAGAUGAGGUUCUGGGGCUUGUUAAUGAUCGGAAGCUUCUUACUAAGGCUGCGACUGGUAUUUAUGGUACUAUGAAGGAGGAGAUGUAUUCGAGGGUAUUGAAUGGUUUGGAUGAUGAGCCUGGGAAUCUUGCGUGGAGAGAGAAGGUUGAGGAGAAGAAAGAUGAAGUGCAGAGUCGUGGUCUACGGGAUGUGGAAGAAUGGGAGAAGAAGGGGAAAGCGAAGCUUUGA